AUGCCGCCAACUCCGAAGCGCGCGUCCAGGCACGGUCGGUCGCGGUCAUCAAUGGCGUUUCUCUCGCUCUCUCCCUUCUCCUUCUCCUCCCAAGCCUCCACGUCUGUCGUCAGUUCCCCACUAGGGACUCAGCACGCGUCGGACGUAGGCUCUAGUGCCGCCAGCCCGCGCCUUUUAUCCUCUGACGUGGCAGCAGCAGGCUCUCUCGCCGGUCCUGCGGCUGCCACGUCAGCGUCGUCGGCGUCCCCCAGCCCGCGCUUGCUGGCGCCGCCGGACGGCCUACAGCCGUCCUCGUUAUUCGCUAAGAGCACACGCGCGAAAGGCAGCCAUUCUCGCAGCCGUAGCUUAUCCGAGCCUUUCUGGUUCCUCGGCCAAGCCUCAGGUUUGGACCUGAAAAGCCCGAGCCGGUUCAGGUUCGGGCCCAGGGCGUUUUCGGUGAGCGGAGGAGGCGGUGAGGGGGAGGGGGAGGGAGGAACAGUGGGUGCAGGUGCGUCAGGAGCAGGUCUUAGUGACACUGGGGGAUUGUCGUCAGGGGACGAUGCACUGAGGGGAAUGAGUGGACGAACCGGACGAAACCCAGAAGGAAGCGGCGCUGCUGGUGCCACUGGGAGUUGGAGGAGAACCCGCAGCAGAGGACGAGCAUUGAGCCCUAUCCGAUCAGACAGUUUCGACCGCUCACACGGUGACACGUGUCACUCCGCAAUUUCCGACCGCGUAUCCUUCUCCGCCAACGCCCUUCCGCCGCUCGCCAUUCCCGCUUCCACAAGCCUCGACGACACUCCCCAAGCCAGCCCCUUGCCCGGGGGGGGCGGUGGCGGAAGGUCCUCCCGCCUCCAGUCGUUUUCCCCCAAGUUUCUUCCGCCAAUUCCCGCGCGCACUGACGCGGGCGGAAGCGGAUUCAGCCCGUGCGGAAGCCCGCACUCGAGCAGGGGCGCGGGGAGCGCGGCGGGAAGCGCGACGAAUAGUUGCGCGAAUAGUCCGCGGAUGCCAUUCAGUCCGCUGAGGUGGGCGGGACUAGGCGCGUUAGGGUUCCGUACGUCGUCUAGUCUAAAAGCGAGCAUGGGGGGGGGCAGGGGCGGGCUGGGGAGCGGAAGCGGGAGCGGGGGAGGAGAGGAUGAUUUACUUGUGAGUGAUGAUGGAGGGGGAACGGCGGGAAUCGGCGGAGGGGUUGUGGGGGAAGGCGGGGGUGGGGGCCGGCGGGUGAGAAUUCAGCCUGGGACCAGGGGAGGGGGAGGCGGAGGGAUAGUGGGAGGGGCAGGAGCGGGACGAAGGGAGCGAGCGCACAGGAGAUCGUUAUCUGUUGAUUUCGUGUCGCCUUUAUUCGCCCCUCUCAUGGCCGCGCGCAAUCCCUUCUCCCCAAGGCCGCCCCUCUUCCACCAAGCUGGAAACCCUCCUCCGCGCGCGCAUGUCUUUAUCUCCCCCUCCUCCUCCUCCGCGUCCCCUCGCCCCGUGCCCAGUUCGGCGGCUGCGGACUCAUCCCCUUCCCCCUCUUCCGGACGCCUCUCCGCGCAUUCCGCCCACGCUCUCCCCUCGCCGUCCGCCCACGCCCUCCCCUCGCCCUCCUCCCACCCUCUCCCCUCACCCUCCGCCCACCCCCUCCCCUCGCCUUCCGCCUACCCACCCCCCUCGCCCGCCGCCCAUCCGCUCCCCUCGCCGUUCGCGCACUCGCGCCCGCCCCGCCCCGCCUCCCCGCUCCAAUCUUCUCCCCACCAUCGCUCCGCGGACUCUAUUCGCCUGCUUGAUUUUGGGGGAACGAGGGGGAGCGAGGCGUGUGGAAGAGAGAGGGACGGGGAGUGCGAGGGGGAGAGCAGCGGGGGAGAUUGCAGUAGCAGUGUGCUACGAUCGCCAAGAAUACCAACGGCAGGAGGAGGUGCAGGUGGAGAGAGAGGAAAAGGAGGAGGAGGAGAGGGAGAAAGCGCAGAAUCAGGAUGGGAAAAAGGGCAGCGGAAGAAGGCAGGCUGGGGUGGCAGCGCGUUUGGUAGAAGCAGCACUUUCGCCCCUUUUGGCCCUUCCAAGCUGGUCCCAACCAGCAACAGGCACAGGAAAAGCGCCUCUUUGAGUACCUUUCCAUCCAUAGUGGAGCACUCUAUAGCGGAGCACUGUGUGCUGGCGCAAGGAGACGCAGAGGGGCUGGGGGGCGGGUCGGACUUGGGGGAAGGGGGAGACGGCGGAAGAGGGAGCGUGGGGAGGGGGGAGGGGGAAGGCAUGGGAGGUGGUAGUAUACAUGCGCUGAUGACCAAGUCUGUAAGCUAUAACUCUGUAAGUAAGACGCUUAGCCAAGAGACGGAUGGGAGUGAGGACGCGCAGAGGCAGGGCGCAGGCAGGAAGUUCUGGGGCAUAUGGGGACGGAGGAAAGGAGGAGAAACAGGAGCAAGGAGAGGGGAAGGAAGAGGGGAAGGAGGAACAGGAGCAAGGAGAGGGGAAGGAGGAGGGGAAGGAGGAACAGAAGGAGCAAGGGAGGGAGGCGGGCAAGGUACAGGAGGUGGGCUGAAUGAAGCCUCCCUAACAGGAGACGAGCGUUACUCUCCAGAUUCACAAUCAUCUCUGAACUCGCGGCCAGUUUCGGGGUCUUCCCAGACCCUUGGCAGAGCAUUAGCAGGAACGGGUUCUUCUGGCAGAGGCAAGUCCCGCGAGGGCAGCUUCAAGGAGUUUCUCAAGGGGCGGUUCAGCCCCCCCCGGGUUGAGGUGCUGCCUGAUCCUUGUAUGCUGGAACCGGGACUGCUGGAUGGGCGUGGGGAAGACGGAGGUGGGGAGGACGAGGCAUCGUUGCUGCCUCUGUCGCCCACGGGAAUGCCCGUUGCUGCUCUCUCCCAGCAGCAGCAGCAGCAUAAGGAGAAAGAAGAUCUCUCUCGCGUGGGGUGUGGGAGGGCUGGGGCCACUGGUGAUACUGGCCCUUGCAUCACAGCGUAUUCUCUUCCCGCAACUCCCACAUCUCGGGAAGUAGCCUCCCUCACGGGAGGGGGCGGAGGGGAAGCAGCAGCAGCAGCAGCAGCAGCAGCAGCAGCAGGGGGAGGAGGAGGAGGAGGAGCAGGGGGAGCGGCAGUAGCAGCAGCAGCAGGAGGAGGAGGAGGAGGAGGAGGAGGAGGAGGAGGAGGAGGAGGAGGAGGAGGAGGAGGAGGAGGAGGAGGAGGAGGAGGAGGAGGAGCAGGGGGAGGAGGAGGGGGAGGGGGAGCGGCAGAGCAAGCGUUUCUCUCGUCCUCCCUGUCGUCGCUGCAGUCUCGGAGGCCCUGGGGGAUCAUUCCCCACGCCUCCUCUGCUGCUGAUGCAGGCGGUGCAGAGGAGGAAGAGGAGUCAGUCCCUCCCCUGCCCCAUCUCUUGCAUCACCUUCUUCUCCACCACUCGGACACAGCCACCAGCAGUCCCACUGGCACACACCAAAAGUGCGCUCCUGAAGAGCCCACAGAAUCGGCUAGCAAUGGCUCGGUUGUAGCUGAACCAGGUGCUACAGCCACCCUGGGUGCUACAGCCUGUUCCUCGUUCGCUGGCUCAGGUGUGUCUGUGGCAGCUUCUCCUGUUUCAGGUUCUCUUGUGGAAGCCCAGAGCCCGCUAUCUUCCAACUCCCGCCACCGCCGGGCGGCGUCAGAAGCCCGCGAUUUCCUCAACGAGCUGGGAGCGCGCCGCCCAGCCUUCAUGAACAGUGCUGCGAAGUGCGGCCUGCGGGCGGCACAGCAUGGCAGGAGUGCUUCUGUAGCGGUGUUUUCAGGGGCGGUAGGCAGGGGAGGUGUGAGUUUAGGGGAUGGGGUUUGGGGUGGCAAGAUUGCUGAUGGUGAUAUGAUUGGUGCUGGUGGUGGUGGUGGUGGUGAUGUGGAUAGGAUUGGUGUUGAUUGUGGGAAUGCUGGUCUGGAGAAUUUUCCAAGAAACAGCAGCAGUGGGGAUGGUGGCAGGAGUGAGAAGGGCCAGAGGAGUCGGCUUGGCCGGCAUCGGUCGUCUGCUUCCUUGGAGAUGCCGCACCGACCGUUCACUGCCGAGAGCUGGCAGCAUGUGGGGGAGGUGGAUCAGAGGCAGGUAGGCUGGGAGCAGGUGGAAAUAGAGCAGGCUCAACUGCCGUGGGGUGACUCAGUAUCAUACCAGGAGCAGCAGCAGCCGUGGCAGCAGCAGUGCGAGAACCAGCAGUCACAGCAGCACCUACAACAAGAGUGGGAAGAACAGGAAGAUGAGGAGAGAGGGAGUGUGAGGUGUGGCAGGAGAGGAUUGGGUGUGGAAGGAUAUUGUGAUGUGGUUGAUACCGGUGUGCAGGGGCGAGCAGAUGUGUGGGUGGCUGAGGAGGAGGAGGAAGAAGAGGAAGACGAGGAAGGGGACGGGGACGGAGAGGAGAGGGCGCAGGAGGGAGAGGAGGAGGGCGAGGAGGGGCAAGAAGGCAGGCUUGUUCUCAUGACAAUGGACGAUUUGAGUGACCAAAAUGCUUCUGGUGGAGGUGCAUUCAGUGCUGUCAGGCCUCCAGGUGCUUUCACUGGUCAGAACCUGUUGAGCCGAGGUAGAGGUCGAGGCAGAGGCCCUGCGCGGCCCUCCCCUGCCUCCUCUUCCUCCUCUUCCUCCUCUUCCUCCUCUUCCUCCUCUUCCUCCUCUUCCUCCUCUGCCUCCUCGUCCUCAUCGUCCUCCGCUGCAAGAGCGCAUGAUUCGUGGAAUGCAGCCCCGCUCCCUCACUCCGCCGUCCCUGCUUCCACUCAUUCCGCCUCUGCUUACCACGCGUCUGCUCUGCACUAUCGGAACAAGCACGCGCGUCCCACGCCCUCCCGUCCAUCCCUCUCAGCCCGCUCCGCCUCCCAAGCCUCUGCUCCCCAUCACCGAAACCCCCCCAACCCCUUCGCCUCCCGCCCCUCUGCCUCUGCCUCUGCCGCUGCUUCAACCCAUGACAGUUGGAACAGCUCUGCUCUGCCGCCCGCCUUUGCCAUGAGCCAACCUUUCAACCCCCCCAACGCCUUCGCAUCCCGCCCUUCCGCCUCCCGCCCCUCUGCUUCUCCCUCUGUCUCUGUCGCUGCUUCAACCCAUGACAGCUGGAACACAGCUGCUUUACCAUCCGCAUUUGCCAUGAGCCAGCCUUUCAACCCCCCCAACCCAUUUGCCUCCCGCCCCUCUGUCGCUGUCGCUGCUUCAACCCAUGACAGCUGGAACAGCUCUGCUCUGCCGCCCGCAUUUGCCAUGAGCCAACCUUUUCCCCCAUCAUCUCUCCGCUCCCCCCAUGCCCUCCCCCACCACACCAACCACUUCCCCCUCAGGUCCCCCCGCUUCCCCCUGCCCUCCCCUCGCCGCCCCUCCCCUCCCUCCCGCCCACCUGCUGCUGCGCCCUCUCUCCUCCCCGUUUCCCCCCACAGCCGUUUCUCUACUUCCACCCCUCCAAACCCUCCGUCCCCGCAUUCCCCUCCUUCCCCUCCUUCUCCUGCUGCAUUUAACCCAGAAGACCCCGUCCGGGCCAUCCCUCCUUCACUCUCAUCCCGACCCAGCACUGCUCCUCACUCCUCCUCUCCUGCUGCCACACGUGGCCUGCCUGCCCGCCACCCAGGUCCCCACCUGAGAAUCCACCUGGCAGAACCUGACUCCGACUCACUCUCUUGCCUGACCCCUGGCCCUGCUUCUGCUUCUGGUGCAGGCAGGAGCAGCAGUGGGCGCUGGAGUCACCUUCAGAGCCCACGUUUGCUACCCAACGUGCUAAGCCCGCACGUAGCAGCAAGCAGCAGCCCGCACAUAGCAGCAAACAGCCCGCGCUUCGAUCGCCUGCACGCCCUGCCACAUGCCAAGAAGUCGCCUCUCCCUAGAGACCUCGUCCCCGAUCCCUGGGACUCCCCCGACCACCCUUCUUCCGUCGACAACCGGCCGGUUUUACCCGUGCAUUCACGCAACGCGGGUAAUUACCCUCAGCAAAAUUCAGGGGUACUUCCCUGGGAAGGGGACGGUGGGUAUCCAGCUGCUGGUCCAGCUUCAGAGGAGCAAGUGGGUAUUCACUCACAGUGGGAGUAUGACAGACAAGAUGAACGCCCCCAGACAGCUCCGGACCGGAGCCUGCGCCGCCGAGGCAGCCGCAACAGGUUCGGGGAGAGGCUCGGGGAGAGCGCUAGGUUUGGUGGGGAGAGGCUGAGGGACUUGGAGGAGCAGGAGGAGUGGGGGGAGGACUGUGUGGAGGAGCAUGGGGAGAGGCUCAGGGAGAGGUUCGGGGAGAUGCUGGGGGAGAGGUAUGGGGGGAGGCUCGGAGGACAUGACAAGUACCAUAAGAGGGGAUACAAUGGCAGAUGGGCGAGCACAGGGUCCUUCCAGGAAAGGGGGGGUGCGGGGCUGCAUGGAAGGGAGGCAGGGGGAGUGGGAGGGUAUGGUGGAGAUGAAAGGAGAAGAAGCAGUGGGGUGAGUUGUGGUGGUAUUGGUAAUGGUGGAAGCAACGCAGGAGAUUCCGAUGGGGAGGAGUGGUCAGAUGAAGAUGAUGCCAGAGCAGCAGGGGGUGGGACAGAGAGAGGAGGGGCUGGAAGAGGAGGAGGAGGAGGAGGUGGAGGGGGAUUCCAAGCAGAGGGCGGGCUGAGAGGCACAGGGCUGGCAGGGAGGUAUACUGCACCUGACACGUCGCUCCUGAGGCGGCACAGUACCUCCAAUCAACGCCGCCCGGCCAUGCGCUCACUGGACGAGCACGAGGAGGAGGGCGGGACGGAGGUGGUGAGUACAACGACGAGGAUGGAUGACAGACGGGAUGACAGAGGAGAUGACAAUCGGGACGAGUUGGCGCCACUUCCCCCCUGGAAGGAAGGACUUGGGGCGGAGCUAGGCUCUGGUGAUCAGGGACUUGUGUCGGGCAUGGGUUCAGGUUUGGGGCGGCCGAUGGUGUCCAGGUGGGCAGGGGCAGGAGGGGGCGGAGGGAGAGAGCGCAGGAGCAGAGGGGGGAGGGAUGGGGGAGGGGGGAGGGAUGGGGAGUGGCAGGACAUGCCCGGCAUGUCCAUGUCGUGUGGGAGCGGGGCGAUUUGGACGGGAAGUGGGUUCAGUGGUGCACGUGGCACUGCUUUUGAUGCUGCCCCUUCAUGGGCACCUGGUAGGGCACCUGGAGGGGCACCUGGAGGAGCAGUUAGAGGCUCAGGUCUUUCUAGUGCCCGAGUCAGGCAGAGGCCAGGUUCGGCAUCAGGUGUGAGGGGAGUGAGUGAGAGGUUGGAAGAGGGCAGUGUGGAGAGUCAGGAGGAGAAGGAAGAGGAGAGUGAUGAUGGAGGUGGUAGUGUGGUGGAGUUUGAGGAAGAAGAGGAGAGUGAGGGGGAGGAGGAUGAGGAAGACGAGGAGAAUGAGUCAGAGGAUGGAGAGGAGGAAGAGGGGGAUGAAGAGGAUGAGUAA
This is a messenger RNA of Closterium sp. Naga37s-1, 7296 nucleotides long. NCBI's taxonomy places the organism in Eukaryota, Viridiplantae, Streptophyta, Zygnematophyceae, Desmidiales, Closteriaceae. The record is from the annotation of a GenBank genome assembly.